Molecule: messenger RNA, 1729 nt
Organism: Cicer arietinum (chickpea)
Lineage: Eukaryota; Viridiplantae; Streptophyta; Magnoliopsida; Fabales; Fabaceae
Product: triacylglycerol lipase OBL1-like
Biological process (GO): lipid metabolic process
Molecular function (GO): triacylglycerol lipase activity
Source: RefSeq, a predicted model, not a curated record
AAAAAAAAACUAGAAAUUGUGCAAUCAAAUUUAAGAUGUUUAACUCCCUUAGUUGACCACAUUGAAGAUUGGGGAAGAAGGUGAACAUAUGCGGGAGCUUUUUAAAUGUAUAAUUUAAAUACAAUUAUAUUACUUUUAAAAACUUUUCAAUUUUAAUUUUUUUACAAAUAUUUAUUCUUGUAGUUGUGUUUGAUUAGGUGUCACACAUAGAUCCGCCUAAUUUUAAAAACAUGUGUGCUUAUAAUUAAUAUAACUCAUAAAUUUACGUUUCUUUUAUGACUAUCAUUCAUUUUAAUUUUUCCUUUUUUUGAUAUAUUUCUCCAUCACAUUCACGUUCUUUGCUGAUUUAAGUUUUGGACGAUUCCCUAUCGGAAGUGUCCAAUGGGUACCUUACGUUUAGAUUUCUUUUUUCCCCAUUGCAAAUAUAGAACCCUUUUAGGUAAAUUUUAGAUUAAUUUUGAGGAUAUUUCAGUUAUACUAACAUAUAAGGAGUAUAAGAUAGGAUAAGUUAGUAUUUGUUGAGUUAAUAAAACAAGAUUAAAAGUGAUUAACUAAUAUCUUAAUGAUUUUUUUGUUUUUAUAUUUGUCGGAGAAGGGGUAUCAUUUUACAUUGAAUUUAUUAUUUUAUUUGAGUCCUCAAUUGGGAUAAGCACAAUUGAUUAGCAACUUAUUUCAAUGGGAAGAUACUUGACCACCCAAAUGAUGAUGACAUGCAAAUUACCAAAAUAAUGUAACCACAAAAGCCAUGAUAAUGCAAGAUACCAAGUCUAAUCCUAACUUGAUUGCGGUUGCAUUUAGUGGUACACAUCCAUUUGAUGCUGAGCAAUGGAGAACAUACAUUGAUAUCUCAUGGUAUGAGCUACCCGACGUAGGUAAGAUACAUGGUGGGUUCAUGAAAGCUUUGGGCCUUCAAAGGAGCCGUGGAUGGCCCAAAGAAAUAGAUGAGAGUGGCCCACAUCAUUAUGCUUACUACACAAUUAGAGACGAGCUAAGUCGAGUGUUUAGGGAAAAUCAGGAUGCAAAGUUCAUAUUAACAGGGCAUAGUUUGGGAGGAGCAUUGGCUAUUCUUUUUGUUGUUAUGCUUAUAUUGCAUGAGGAAGAAUGGUUGUUGGAUAAGUUUGAAGGUGUUUAUACUUUUGGGCAACCAAGAGUUGGAGACAAGAAGUUUGGGGAAUUCAUGGUGGAAAAGAUGAAAAAGUAUGAUGUGAAGCAUAUGAGAUAUGUUUACUCUAAUGAUUUGGUGCCUAGAAUCCCUUAUGAUGACAAAUCCCUUUUCUUUAAGCACUUCAGUCCUUGUCUUUAUUUCAAUAGCUUAUACCAAGGGCAGAUUCUAGAGGAGGAGCCAAACAAGAAUUAUUUCUCUUUGUUUUGGGUGAUACCCAAGAUCUUAAAUGCAGUUUGGGAGGUGAUUAGAGGUUUCCUUCUACCAUUUGUUGUAGGUAGAGAGUAUAAACAGAAUUGGUUCAUGACGAUAUUCAGGCUUGUUGGAUUGAUAAUUCCAGGAAUACCAGCUCAUAUCCCUAAUGAUUACGUCAAUUCUACCCGAUUGGGAUCCUUAAACGAACAUCUAGAGAUUCAAAGACCACAACAUUCCAAAGAUGAUUAAUAUCAAUGACUUUGUUAUAAUUAGUUUUUAUAUUGGACCCAUAUGUUGGAUUAUUUGACUUGGUACAUUAAUAAUAUUACAUAAUUGGUGGGUGAUCCAAUGGAUAGGGACUCUCCUAUACCA